AGUUUUAUGCACGCGCGUCAACCCCAUAUUGCUGCUUGCACGUAAAGCUCGAAGAUCUCUACCUGAAUGCGAGCCCAGCGCACCUUGGCCUACCCGAUGACGCGACGCGUCCGGCCCGGCCGCGCCGGCGCCCCGCUGGCCGCGGCGUAGUAUCCGUGCGAUUACUCCUCGCAAAGAUACCCUACGAGUAGCUAGCUGCUGCUUGUUAUACUAAUUACUAGUCAAUGGUAUGGAGGCCAACAAUGGAGGCCCUGGAUCGAUUCGAUCAUCAGCAACGAUUGCACAUCAUGAUCAUCAUCAUCCAAUAAUUAAGAAGAGAAGAGUGUGUGAAUCCAAACUUAAGGUCGACGAAUUCGAAGAAGGUACCGAUUCAAGACUGAAAAGCACUCAGAAGGAAGAAAACAUGAGGAUUAUACCAGUUCUACCUGAUCAUGUUUCAGCGCCAGUUCCCUUGGUUUCUGUGUAUGCUGCAGCCAUUCUGGACAAGAAAAAGACAAGCUUCAUACUCAGGAAACUUUCAGAUGUAUAUCCUUUAGAGGGUCUGUCACACAUCAAACGAGUACGCAAGCAGACAAUUAAGAAUGGAAGUGAUAAUAAAGAUGAGUUACAGGUCAUCCUUUGUGAGAGCAAUAAGGUCACAUUGCCCAUCAUAGAUAAAUCAUCUUCAGUGAUUGUGGAUGGUGACAUCAACAAAGAACUUUUAGGAGACCCUUUCAUUGCAUACAUUCCUAGAGUUGCUCCUCAGACCAAAGCUCAAUUUGCAGAGGCAUCCAAAUACUGGCCUACCGCAUAUCAUGAAGACAAAGAACUCAGCAGACUUCUUUCCGGAGAAAACUUUUCAUCAUCAGACAGGGAAAGUGUUUACAAAAAUAUUCUAAAAGCUAUAAGAAAAGCUGACGAAGCUACAAUAAAUGGGAAGGAAGCUAUAGGUGCAUUGAUUGUAGAUCCAACAUCUGAUACCACGCUGGCAAUGACAUCGUCCAUACCGGGCAAGGGGGAAAACCCUCUCCAGCAUGCUGUAAUGAAGUGCAUUGACCUUGUGGCUCAUAGUCAAGGUGGAGGAGCCUGGCCUAUUUGUCAAGAGAGCCAUUUUGUUUCACUGGAUAGUAUGUGCAACUCUGAUGAAACACCAUAUCUGUGCACAGGAUUUGACCUGUAUGUUACACAAGAACCAUGUAUAAUGUGUGCUAUGGCCUUGGUGCAUUCUCGCAUACGUCGUGUCUUCUAUACAAACAGUCACCCUGAUGGGGCUUUGGGCAGCAUGUACAAGCUUCAUACAGAAACAUCUCUUAAUCAUAGAUACCAAGCUUUCAAGGUAGAUGUUUUGUGCAAUGAGCAACAGCUCGAUGUCAGGUAGCAUUGGGAUCAGGUACCCGAGUGGAAGAUGCAUUCAUCAGCUUCUUACCGAAACAUCUCUUGCUUAUAGAUACCAAGCUUUCAAGGUGGAUGGUUUGUGCAAUGAGCAACAGCUUGAUGUCAGGUAGCAUUGAGAUCAGGUACCUUAACGAAAGAAAGAUGCAUUCAUCAGAUUCAUACCGAAACAUCUCUUAAUCAUAGAUACCAAGCUUUCAGUGUGGAUGUUUUGUGCAAUGAGCAACUGCCAACAGCGUGAUGUCAGGUAGCAUUUGGAUCAGUAAACUGAACAAAAGAUGCAUUCAUCGGUUUCAUACCGAAACAUCUCUUAAUCAUAGAUACCAAGCUUUCAGUGUGGAUGUUUUGUGCAAUGAGCAGCAGCUUUAUGAUAGGUGCCCUGGUGACAAUUGCUCCGCUCUCAAUUCCACACACACUGAUCAAACGACCAACUUCAACCCUGGGUUUAACAAUAUACCCUACCCUUAACCUUACAUAACACCCCAUUGCAUCCCUAACCGUAACCCUAUAUCUUAGACGAAAUUAAGCCUGGAGUGUUGUGUCACCGGAUCAGGCACCUUAAUGAAAGAUGCAUAUAAUAUAUCUGCUUUGCUACAUGCAAAAGUUCUCAGUGGUUUUCUUGAUCUGCCAUUGUUUUGUCUAUGCUGUUGGACAGUUUUGAUAGAUGUUCGCAAUUUGUGGAUGACUUUGCAUAUUACUAAUGGUUCGUUCUUACAUGUAAGUGCUAUCAGAUUCUCAAUCAUUUUUUUUUUCACAUCAGAAAAAAAUUAAAUGUAAAACCGAAUCUGUGUACUACUACACGUAUUUGUACGUUUGUAAACUGCAUGUAAGCCAGACUUCUAAGCCAAGGAGGCGGCUGAAAUAGAUUUAAACAAAAUACUUGCCAAAAAGACAAUAAGUAACAAUGAUGGUUAAUUAUUUUAAUUAGCAGAAUACUGAGUAAAGUACUGAAACUUCUUUCUUACAUAUGGAAUUGAAUACCAGCCCAGGUCACUUGUCUUAUGUGAAGUUGACUUCAAAAGGGCUUAGUGAACAACAUUUCAGAUAUUAGAUGAUUCCAUGAGAUCGAGUGGGAUCCCCAUUUUAAGCCUCAAGGGAAUGAGGAUCAGACUUUAAUCUCAAAGUUUUUAAGUAUCUGAGGGAAUUCAAGGUAUAGUCUACCUCACUCACACCUAUUGAGAGGUUAUUAUUAGUAUACUAACCUCGCACCAUGAACCGCGUUUGGCAGUGGAUUUCUAACUAGUGGGUCGCGCGUGCUGCGAUCCCACUUCUGGUGUCCACAACACACGUCUUCUAUGGUUUGAUUUUUAUGUGCGCGGCGGCAUGCAAUGAACCCUUGAGUGAGUCUACCUUACAGUACACUCUACAUAUUAUAAUUCUGAUUCCAGGUUGGUUUAUCAUCAUAAACUAAGAUUCAAAACUUCAGAAAUAGUAUUACUAAUCAUAUCGAUGAUGUAUUGAAAAGUCCAAGGUAUGAAAUGGAACGGGUUAUAUAUUGUACGAUCUUCCCUAUAACAUUGGCAAUUUGAUAUAUUGACUUUUUUUUUAAAUGCACUUUUGAGAUAUCAAAUACACCAGGGCCCAAUUGCAUAAAAGUUUAUUAUAUAGUAACUCUGUCAUCCAAUGAUAACUUAUAUGUAAUCCUUGAAUUUGAUUGGCUUUUGAGCAUAUAUAGUUUCAUGAUUUUCAAUGUAUCCUUGAACUUGAAUGAAUUUUACACUUUUUUAAUUUUUCUAAAUAUAUACAUGUAUAUAUAUGUUUAUGUACUUAUAUUUGUAAUAAAUUCAAAAUUAUACAUAUUCAUAACUUUUUUUAUUCACUCUGUAAAGAAUAAAUAAACAAUAAAACCUAAUCUGAUUUAUUGAUUUGACAUUAUAAAAUAUUUGAACCGUAAGUUCCAACUGUUACCUUAUAUUGUAAAACAGAAGUCCUAAAAAAAUUGAACCUGAAAGGCAUUUAGUAAAAACGUACAAAUAACCUGGGCCCUGUUGCAUAAAAGUUAUUAUUAUGGUAAGUUUGCCAUGCAAUGGUAACCUACAUGGAAUCGUUGAUUUUGGUUGGCUGAUGAGCAUUGUUACCAUGGUAGUUACCAUUGGAUGGCAAAGUUACCAUAAUAAUGCGGUUGAUCCGAUCAAUCGUAACUCUAUGGAAAUCCAUCAGUAUCAUAAUUUUUUUCUACAAAAAACUUGCACAAUGUCCUCUGUAUGCAAAGAGAAGCGCAGUGAAUUUUCAAGAAAACAAUGAAUACAUGAAUAUAAAUCAUAGCUAAAAAAUAUUUUGAACAAACAUGCAUAAUAGUUGUUGACGUUGCUGGCCAUCCAUACGAUUGAUCGGAUCAAUCGUAACUUUGUAAGACGAGGCCCAGGUCUUCCCAAAUUAUUUGUUUCUUCCUGGAUGUUUUUAACCAUAUAAACAAUACUAAAUACAAUGCAUAUCAACAAUUGUCAACACUCCAAUCCAAGUAAAUGAACAUUAAGUAAUUGAUUAUAUACACUUCAAUCCAAAUUUUAAUGAGAAUAUUAAAGAAAUAUGAGUUGACAUUACAUAUAAAAUAUAACAAUUUAUUUAUCACAGAAUAUGUACAUCCAUUGCGAAGAACACAAAGCAAUUUUUCAUGAUUUCUGAUACAACAUCUAUAUUAUAUGUACAAUCAAGAUUUGAAGGCGCCCUUGCUUGUCAAAUUUAGUGAAAGAAUCAAUAACAUCUACUAGCAAGUAAUUUCUGUUUGGUGUAGGUAAUGAGACAAAAUAUAAUUUCCAAGGUAAUCCAGAUGAAGCUAUCUUUCUUCAGCUGAACUGAAGCAAAAUAACCAAUACCUUCAAAUCACUGAGGAAUGAUAAUAUUACUCUGCACCUAAACGCAAAGGAGAUUAUUUGCUUUAUAUUCUAAAUCUGAAUACAAGUAAAAUACAGAAAAAAUGGGACAUACUUUCAAGGAAAAAGACAAACUUUUAAAACAAAUGAGAAAUUUACUUAAUUCUGGGUUUGUCUUUUUCUUUCAAUUUAACCAAGUGCAAUUCUAGUGCUGUUAUGAAUUGAUUUGCUAAUGGUGAACUACAAUGCAUUUGUUUCAAUGAAAACAGACAGUGCAACAUAACUUUUACAUCACUAUGGGCCUACCCUAAAAUGUUUAAUAUUGAUAGCACAUAUUGAUUGUGAAUUUAUUUGAAAUCUAUCAACUUCAGAGCUCUGAUAGAUGUUUCAUAAAGCUGUUUGUAAAUUAUGCAAGGCAGGAACAUGUUCUUGAUUGCGAAAUUAGAUUCCCAAUCUUCUUGAAACCAAUUUUUUGUGGAUUAAAUUUUUGUCAUCAACAAGCAUCUGAAUACAAAGCUAAUAAUUUGUCGGAAUUUGUGUAGGGCUAACAGAAAUUCAACUCAAGGGUAAAUCUUGUGAGCACUAAAACGGGUCACCUUACAUCUAUAAAGACAUGCAUACCUUACAAACAGCUUUAUGAAAAUGACACGAGCAGGGAAAAAACUGCAACGAUUCCGUUUAACAUUUAUGGUUUGAAAAAGCUACAAGUAAUCACGUAAUUGCCUUUAAUCGAUCAUAGAGAAUAUGCCCAUAAUAUGAAGUAUUUACAAUUAUAUUUCUUACAUACAUGCAGCACAAAUCCAGACAGAAACUAAUCAAGGUGAUAGAGCAUAAAAUAGGAAAGGUUUGGUAAGAAGUAAAGGAUUCCAUAUUAUUACAACAGAUUGAUUUUAAGAGUAAAUAUCUCUAUACAUACUCCACAUACAAAAAGUAUAUAUUGAUGAGGUAAUGCAGUUAGCUCUAACAAAACUUAUUCUGGGUUACAUGAUAAACGAACCAUGAUUAUUUGUUUAUCAUAACUCUAAAGAAGGCUGUUCUGUCUAAAAUUAUUUGGAUUUCAUUUGAAUUAUUAAAGUUUGUUGGAGCUGAAUGCAUUACCUUGAAAAUAAGUUCUUUGUCUCUUCCAUAUUCAACAUGCAGAAUUUCUUAAUCGUUACUGUAUUUGUAUAUAUACAUCAUGUCAUUGCAACCACUUCCAAAUAAAAAGGAUGUUUUGUUUAACCAUACAUCCAGGGUUAUUGAUUAUUACACAUUCCUAAGAUACAUCAAACUUAGCUCUCAACAUGUGGUGGUAUUAUGCUAGCUUUUUAGAUGCUUACAGAUGGAAAGUUAUAUAAAAUUGUGUAAUUUAUUAAUAAUAAUGGAUAUUUAGAGGUGCUAAAAACAAAAAGUACCAUAGCGCGUACAAUUAAUAAUAAUAAUGGAUUACUCUGUAGAUGAUAUUUGCUAAACAAUCAUGAUGACUUAUUUAUGUUGCCCAUGGUUAAUUGAGAGAAUGCAAAUUAAAAUUUGGGAUAUUUUGCAUUUCCUUUCUUAUGAUAGGUUUUAAUUGGAUUCACACACUUCUGAAAAAGUUGAUUUGAAUAGUAAUGUAUUCUUCACAUAUUAACUGAAAAAAUGAAUUUUUUUACUAAAAAGAACAAAAUGGAAAUAAUUACACCCCCCCUCCAUUCAAUCUUGAAUGCAAUAUCAAACAUGAAAGGGGUUAUUAAAGGUAGUUGAAAUGCAUUAUUACUGGAUAACCAUGUUACUUAUUGAAUGUUGGAAAUUUUCAUUCAAUAAAAUAUCACACCAUGAAUUACAUUUCUUUUUCGAUUAUAAUGUAUUUCUCUUGAUAUAUUUCCUCCAAAAUGUAUUUUGUAUAAUAAAGACACUCAACCAAAUGAAUAUUUUGUAUUGAUUCUGCAUGUUAGUUUCUAAAGUUUAAUUAUACGACAAAGUUACUAAUGUCAUAUGUUACAAGGGUGCUUUUCUCAUUCAUUUAUGUUUCUUUACAUUUCCUUUCAAAAUAUACAUACUACAAUUAGACAUGAACAUAGAAUUAUGUUAAUGAUUUUUUUUUAAUUUGAAAAAUAUCAGGACGGAGGUGAUAACCAUUCUUAUUUUAGGAGUAAAUCAUUAGCACUCAAAAUCUGUAUUAUACAUUUAUACAAUAGAAGAAAUGAUAAAUGAUGAAAAAUAUAUAUUUCUUUUCUGAGAAAUAAUAAUUCAAUGCAAUUAUUUAAACUUAUUUUUAGUAUCCAUACUCAAUAAUUGUUUUGAAAUACAAAUAACUGGUGCUCUCCUCAUAUUCUCCUUUAAAUGUAUUUUAAUUCUUGUACACAUUCAUAAUCCUGACUGUUAUUUGUAUAAUCUGAACUUACAAACGUAUAUGAUUUAGAAUCUAAGGCACCCAUUAAUUAUGGUAAACAAGACUUAUUGUUUCAUUAAAUUUCCUUUUAGAAUAACUGUCUUCUGAAGCAUAUAUGAGUAACUUACAUUAUAUCAUAUAUGACUUUUGACUGAUCUUUCUUGAUUUAAAGAACAAAAAAGAAGAAAAAAAAUAUAAUUUCUGUUACUUGUUUUCUAUGUGGCUGAUUAAAAUAUUCUUUUUUGGCUUUUGUCACUAAAAUAUGAAUAUUAUGCUUACAAGCGUGUAAAUUAAUUCUGCUGUUAGUAAUUUUCUCAAACACAAAAUUAUGAUAGCUUCAAAAGUACAGUUAUGUCUACCUCUAAAAUUAUCUAAUUUGAAUACAUUCUUACACCACAUACUAAAAUAUAUUUUAACCAUAAUUAAGUCAAAAUUUCUAAUUUCUGCAUUUCCUAUUAGAUUUAUUUUGGGGCAGAGUUGCCUAUAUCAUACUUUUUUGCCAGGUAGUAUCACAUGCUGAUCUGGUAUAGAGAAAUCAGACCAAUGUGCACUAAACAAUGCUGGCACUGAAGUGGUAUUGUAUCCAGUCUGACUGGAUCUACCACAAUGACUGGAGAGUAUAGAUAGGAAAUAUAGCUUGUAUUUUAUUUUCAGUUCAUUCAGUUAGGUUCUAAAAGUAGCAUACAUGAUGAUCAAAGAAAUAAGAGAUGCCAACCAAGUGUUAGUGACAGAACUUGAAAUGGUGUUGCCAGAGCUUGGGUCAUUGUUGCACAAAGAUGCCUCGCAGCAGAAAACACAUAGGAUGUUUCCAUCCCCUGUCGACAGGCAAGAAGGUCCAUCACUGUUCUCGGUACUGCAUAUCGAAUCAGUACAUCCACGCCAAAUGUUGGUAUGUGUUGAGUUCUCGUAAUGCUCGGUCUGCAAGGAACAUAGAAGUUUCAUAGUUGUUUGACUUGAACUUUUGUAAGAGGUUUGCAAGUUUUCAUAAACGUCUUGUUGUCAUUUAUGUUCUCGGCCCAGUAAGAGGUGGCUUUGUUAUGCUACCUGAAAUUUAUUGUGUUUAAAGGGGUACUUCGAGCUGAAAAAAUAUGAUUUUAACCAAUUUAAAGUAAAUCAGGCAAAAUGUGAAACGAAACGAUUAUGAUUUCACGUAAUAUAAGAAAAAAUGAAAGUGGCGACAUGAAAUCAUCAGCCCACCUAUUGCAUAUUCAUGCCAGUGUGCAAUUGUUUUUACCUGAUAUUGCUAAACUUUGAAAUUCAGUAACUUUGUUUUCUAAAUUUCAUGAGAUUUUCAGCAUUUAUAUAAUUAUCUUCAGCCCAGAGUACCACUUCUACCAUAACAAUAUCUUGGUUUAACAUAGCAUUUUCAUGAAAUUUGUGUCAUUUGAAAACUGAAUAUGUUACUCUAUCAUGUCUGUUAAUUUAAUUGGCACACAAAUUUGUGACAAUGUGAUUAAUAGAAUGAAACAGUGUGAGGGGAUCGAGGUGGAAUUAUAGGAGAAAUCUAUGCAAUUUAUGAAAUGACAUGAAUAUUUUUGGUAUACAUGGGGCAAGAGAUUUAAUUUUGGUCUCAUUUAUAGCUUGACAGGAUUGGUAUGAUACUGAAUAUAGAUGAUAAAAAGAAAGACCUUGAAUGGCUUUGUAUAAAAAUAACAUUUUAGAGAAGAACACAUUAUGAUGUGAUAUGGCUGGAUGGAGAGGUAUUGUCAUGAAACUAAUUGUCAUUUGAAAGGUGAAUACAAGUAUGGGCUCAUACAUGUGCAGUAAAUUUUUGACACUACAUUUGAAAUGAUGAAAAAUAGAAUGGGGUGGUUAAAGGGUAGUGGAAGCCUAAUUUCUGACAUAAUACAAUUCUGUAUUUCUUUGUUUUUAUCCUGAAUAACUUUUGUGUAUAAGAGGGUAGGGCUGGGACUGGAUUUUUGGACUUGUUUUACUGCUAAUUAAGACGGGUAUGUCAAAACACUUCUAAAUACACAUAUAUUCAUCAAUUGACUAUUUGUUAAAAAUUAACAAAAGCAAGGGAAACUUUUUUUUUGAUAAAUGCAAGUAACAUUUAGAGGUCCUCAAAAGACAUGCAUUUUCACUCAUAAGAUGUAAGCAUAACAAUAAAAUGUGAAGUAUUUAAUACCCAACAUCGCUGGUUCUCAUAGCAUGUCAUGGGUGUUACUUCAGAAUCAGUUCCAAUUGCUGCAGAACAAUCAUCUGUUACACUACUAGCAGAACAAGUGUAGCAUUGCAGAUCCUGCCAGGAAAAAAAUAAUAAUGAUGUUAUUACAAUGUGUGAUUAAAAACAGAUUUAUUACUUUAGGAUAUGGUCAGCAUGUCUGCCAAUGAGGCAUAAAUUUUUAUAUCCCUGUCGUGUUCUGGGCUAAAAUAGAAUUAAAACUUAAGUACAAUUUGUUGUUAUAAAUUGUACUUAUUUAGUUAUAUAUUUAGUUAGAACUAAAACCUCUAUGAGGGAAGCAAAGAUGGGCUUUAAUGACAAGAGAAUGAAAAACAUGGUUAUAGACACUGGUAUUAGUAAGUUCCUCUUAACUGAGAUAUAAUAACUGUUAUUCAAAAUAUGUUAGCAAUUUAAUCUGACAGACUUUUUAGUGACAUGUCAAGGAAUGCAUUUUAGUGAGCACACACAAAGGCUAUUUUUGUCACUUUUCAAUCCAGAUGAAUCCAGUGUAUGUGACAAUGACAUACAAAAUCAGUUAUGGUCACAAUUUGUUGAAUAUAGAAUCUUGUAUACAUGCACUACUGUUGAGAGAACAUUCUUAGUAAUGAAUUUGAAAAUCCCAAGUUAACUGGGUAAAUUUAAUGACGGCAUAGUGACAUUAACAUGACUCUUGUGACUUUUGAAAAGUGACAGUGCUACUUUUCAUAUUCAUGCCCAAUCAUAUUUAAGUUGGUUGGUCACUCUUUUAGUCACCAAAUCUGUAUGUAUUUUGUAAAAAAUCACUUUGUCUAAAAUUCAUGUUGCAUAAUUGCAUAUUUUGCUGUACUCUACCAUGAAAUAUGCCAAUUUUUGGAAAAUCUGCUUACCCCAAGUUAGCAGUUUCCAUGGGAAUUUUUCUAUUAAUAACAUUGAUGAUUUUUUAAAGAAUUUUUUUUGUAUACUACUUUGAAAUAUUUAUAGCUCAGCUCUACCCAUUUUUUCCGAUGAAAAAAAGAACGGUAUUAUAAUUCUUCCCUGAUCAAGCGUUAACUUGAUUAAUUUCACUUACCCCUUGAGUCCUCACUGUAAUAAUGAAAGUAUGGAAAUACAAAAAAAUAUAUAAUUAAUUAAACUAAACAUUCAGCAAUACUGCGGGGGCUUUUAAUUUUGCUAUUUCCUUUAUUAAAGUCUAUUGGUUGAUUGAGUUGUCUUUUAUGAAUAAUCAAAACCAAGUUGAUUAGUUAAAAAGCACAUUAGUUUCGAAGCAAUUUAACACAAUAGAAACAAAAGCAAAUGAUGAAAUGAUGAAAAACAAAGAAUAUUGCAUAUAUUUAGAUACUCAUGGGACCGAAAGUCAUUUCAUUAACUAUUAAGCCAUUGACUGAACAGAAUGUGAUACUUCAAAGUCAGGUUUAUAGGGUAAGAAAUCAGUGCAUUUGUCGAAUAAACAGAACUAUGAAAUCAGCUGUAAAAUGACCAAAAAAAAACAUGAAGUUAAUUGAUGGAUAUUUUAAAAUGAAUUUUAGACUUAUGCCACUGUGUUAAGAGACCCCCCUCCCUCAUUUUAAUACUAUAACUUUUAAAACUCUUUUUAACUUUGCUAAUGAUUGUGGAGAUAACUCCAUCACAGAAAAAAAAAAAAAAAAAUUGUCACAGAUAGAGACGUCAAAGUAUCUGUCAUGGACUGGAAAUGUCUUCCCCACCUUCCUUGAUUUAUGACUUAAAUAUUUUGUUAGAAGUCAGCAUCCUUGGUGUAUUAUGUAUUUCAGCACUAUCAUCAAAAUAGGUUAGUAUUAUGAAAGCCUACAUGUACAUUAUGUAUUCAAGUAAAAGAAAUAUGAAAACAAAGGAUCUCACCAGUUGCAUUGCACAAAUCUCCAGCGUAUCCGGAGCCACAUGUACAUGCACCAUCCGCACAGGUACCUCCAUUCUGACAGGGGGUCUCUGAACUGCAGAUGACUUUGAGAUUAAAAGAAAGUUUAUACAUUUAUGUACAUAAUAUAAUAUAUAUACAUAUAUAACAACGUUAAUGUAAAAUGGAUGGGCAUAUUCUUUGAUGGAUCUUUUGAGAAAAGUGGGAAAUUAUGAUGGUAUUUUGAAACGGUAAAUUGUGCCUUUGCACCCCCUCUCCCCCACCAGCAUACCUAUAAGUUGUACAUUUUACAGUUGACAUUUUAUAGGUUGAUUUUGUUUUACAUAAUACUAAUCACUAUGAGGAUUUCAUACCCUGAAUGGGGAGGGGCUUUUGUUGAUGUUGAUUGGUUUUUAACGGUGCUCUCAUUCAAAAAGGAAUAUAUGCACCAAUCAAAAUUAUUCAUAUCAUUCACUAUUAUGUUUUUAUUAUUUUCAGUAGAUAAGGCCUUAUAUUUUAGGAGAUUUGAGAUAUAUAAGGCUGUUAAUUGGUUAGAAGAAAUUUCGCAAGCGCAAGCAAACUUUGCUAAACUCAAUACGCACUGUAACAGAUAGCGCCUCUUCGCUUUGAGCUAUAUUAUUGAGCCACUGAAACAGUUCGACAACCUAGGCAACUCAGAAGGUGGGUUAGGUGGAGGAGGUGUAGGGGUUACAUACAGUAAUUCAAUUAACGUAGGCCUAUACAAAAUCUAUUGAAUAUAUACUAUAAUUUUCAAGUUUGGAUGUUUAGCCUACAUUUUAAGCAAAAACUAAAAUCAUAGGAGAUCUUACUGGUAUUGGCGCACAAAACUCCAGUGUACCCCGGGGCACAUACACAUUCUCCGAACACGCAGAUACCUUCGUUCUGACAAGGGGUCUGUGAGUUGUUGCAUUGAGCCUCAACUGGAUUGAAAAAGGAAACAGUACCAUUUGUCAGAAAAGAUAUGAAACGUGAUGUCAAUGUACAAUAGGUAACCACAUGACAUGUAUUUGACAUGUAUUGUCAUUAUAAAAUGAGCAAUAAUUAUCAGAUAACGAAAAAUGCCAGACAAGUAGGUAGGUGAGGACUACUCUUCCAUUUACUCUAGUACAUAAAUUGGAUAAAAUUUCAUUCUGUCUAAAUAAUACAUUUUUGUAGUUGUGAAAUUUACAUCUUUGUUUCUUAAAGGUAUUCUUUUUUAGUAUUCCUUUUUGAUAACUUGAAAUCUUUGAAAUAGCCAUUAUCAUAUUAUAAUUCCCAUACAAAAUACAGUAUGUUUUAUCAGUGUAAUAUGACUUCAAUUUACCAAGUAAAAGUAAAGUAUUAAAUCAAUUUUUGGACAUCCUAAAUGUUUUUUUUUUAUAAAGAAAGAUUUAAUAUUUGUUGUGUAAUAGAUUGUGGGAUUGUAGAGGUGUUGUGGCACAGAAGAUUUGUUCCUGUAUCCCUAUACAGCACUCACAUCUUGCAUCCUUUGGCAAGGACAGUGCCACUUUCCACCAAAGUGUAGUAAACGGGUACCUGGUGGGAAGGUAUUCUUUGAAUGAUUGAGCACUUGAUCAGUGAGGGUAAUGGUAUGCAGGGCUUAGAAACUAUAUCAAGUGUUAUUUAAAUGUUUUAUAUUAUGUAAUAGAAGACAUUGAAUUGUGUUUUGACCCACAUAAAUAAGAGCUGUUUACAUUCACUAAUGUAAAACAACUAAGCACUUAUUCAUAAACAAGAUCUUACCUAUGGGACACGAUUCACAGCCAUCACAUACAUUCCCACCACAGGUAACUGAGAGUAAGAAAAAAGAAUUAUUGUAAAACAAAGGCUUCAAUGAUAUCAGUUACAAAAUAGUAGUAGAAAGUUUGGCCCAAGUGUAUUGUCGGCACUUUGGUCACCCGAUGUUCAUUCUGGUGGAAAGACCUAUUUUGCUGUAAUUGCUUCAAAGAAAGGUUAACAAGUUUUCAAUGUUGCAGUAAAGAAAAGAUAAAGCUUAUCAACAUGAUUUUCUUCCAAUGUUAUUAUACUUCUUUUUUCAAUUCUUAGAAAGGGAACUCCAAACCCCAUCACCAUUGGAGACUCUAUUCAAGGUGGGCUUCAUAUUUUAUGUUUACCUUUCUGUUAUUCUGGUGUGAAUUAUGCAUGGACAAUCGUUUUAUGAGUACAGUUCGGAAUAAAUGAAAAGGUAUCAAACUGAAAAGCAGAUAUCAAAUGCUUUGGACAUAAUUUUCUUUUUGAAACUCAGAUGCCAACCGCCAAGUUACUUUUUGGUGUCCUUCAAAUUGUUUUUGCUUAGUCAUACCUGAAUGAAGAAUCCUCUUGAGUUAUACCAACAGAAUGAGAAAAUGUUAAGCUUUAAAAUGAUUUGCAAUGUCCUUGGGUUUUGAAGUAUGUAACAUGUGCAAGUUCAUUCACAAAAUUUCAGUUAUAUGUGUGUGUGUGUGUAUACUAUAUAUAUAUAUAUAUAUAUAAGGGACAAAGAAGUAAUGCAUUGCAGUUCCAACAAAGUUUACUUCCAAGUAUUCUCCAAAUUUUUGACACAAUCCUAACGUCUUUGUCAGGGAUACAAUGCGCACAGUCAUAUAAAGGCUUUUGCUAUGCAAAUAAUUUUAUUUUUUAUUUUUUUGCAAUGGCAGGAGACUGAAUGUGAUUCUCUUUAAAACGUUACCUUUCAAUUAAACUAUUACUUUCAAUUUAAACUUUUCCAUUGAUUAUUUGGGUUAAGAAAUAUCUCUAUGAUCUUUGUUAUAGUAUCUGGGCUUGUUUGAAUGUAAUCUGUUCAUAUUUUGGAUUUUCUUUGUUAAAGUAUUUUGCAACUCGGGACUGUCCUUUAACUAAGCAAUUUAUUUAGAUCUCUCAAAGUUCACCCUUGAACUAUGAUAUGCAUUUGAAUAAAAUAUUUGGGGGGGGGGGAUUUGUUUGGCCUGGCACUCAAUAUUUUAUUGUUCAUUUUAAGUAAAUUGAUGUAAAGAAGAUCAGUUUGAUAUGAUUUUGGGGUACAUAUUGUGAAAUCAUGCGGCUUCUUCAUCAAAUAUAUUGGAUUCAUUUCAUCAUGAAGAUUACAGUUUAGAUUUGCGUUAUUGAAUUGAUGUGAAAUAUCUUGAUUGCUUGUUUCAUGUGUCAUUUAAGGACGUUCCACAGUUAAAGUGAAAUCCAUGUCAUUUUCACCAAACUUUGCACAUAGAUACUUUAGAACCUUAAUAUUCGAAAUAUGCAAAAAUUAACAUAGGUCCAUGUGCUUGAUUUUUUGCUAUAGAGCUUCAAAGUUCACCCAAAUUGAUGUUCUUAAGAAUUGCGCAUUCAAAAGAAUUUGGCAUUUUUAGACCGCCCAAGAUUACUACAAUGAGUUUAAACCUCCAUUACUCAUUCAAAAUACAUGAAAAAGUCAUCAAAUUUCGCAAGAGAGUUAAUAAUUGUAUCGUUAGAAUGGAGAAUCUAUUAAUAGUGCUAUUUGUUUGCAAUUUUAAGUUUAACAGCACUGUCAGUUCUUAAAAAUGGCGUAAAAGAUAACAAAAUCCCAAUCUGAAAAAUGUAAAAUUUCAGUAACAAACUACAAACGUACAAUAAAUGCUGCACUUUAUUCAAAAUCCAUGUCAUUUUCACCAAAAUUUGCAGAGUUGUAGAGGAAGGUAUACCUAAGAGGUACAAACAUUAAAAAAUAGGGGUUCAUGUGCUUGUUUUUAAACUAUCAGCAUUUUUAUUAGAGCAAAUGUGCUUUUUAAAACACAAAAAAUGGGCCGAAUGCUUAGUAUCUAUGUGAAGAAAAAAUUCAAAACCACUCUACCAUUUAUUCAAACUCGGGCUAAUAUUCGUGAUUCUUGGCAGCACUGCAGAGUAAAGUAUUUUGAAAUUGUAGAGAAUAUUUUUUUGAAUGGUCCAUGGAAUAAUUCAAUUUUU
This is a messenger RNA of Lytechinus pictus (painted urchin), 14426 nucleotides long. RefSeq names its product probable inactive tRNA-specific adenosine deaminase-like protein 3. The coding region runs from base 230 to 1357 and encodes 375 amino acids. NCBI's taxonomy places the organism in Eukaryota, Metazoa, Echinodermata, Echinoidea, Temnopleuroida, Toxopneustidae. The transcript has 9 exons. Gene Ontology annotation, cellular component: cytoplasm; nucleus. The record is from RefSeq and is a predicted model, not a curated record. Gene Ontology annotation, molecular function: tRNA-specific adenosine-34 deaminase activity.